This is a messenger RNA of Triticum turgidum subsp. durum (durum wheat), 984 nucleotides long. The record is from the annotation of a GenBank genome assembly. Lineage: Eukaryota; Viridiplantae; Streptophyta; Magnoliopsida; Poales; Poaceae.
AUGGGCGCGGCGAGCUCGAGGCUGGAGAAGGCGCUGGGCGAGCAGUUCCCCGAGGGCGAGCGAUACUUCGGCCUCGAGAACUUCGGCAACACCUGCUACUGCAACAGCGUCCUCCAGAUCAGCAAUCAGAAGAAGAAAACAGGCGUUAUUGCUCCAAAGCGUUUUAUUCAACGACUGAAGAAACAGAAUGAGCUUUUCCGCAGCUAUAUGCAUCAAGAUGCUCAUGAAUUUCUGAAUUUUUUGUUGAAUGAGCUAGUUGACAUUCUCGAGAAAGAAUGUAAAGCCAAUAAAGAAACUCCUCAAAAUUCAUCUUCAAAUAAGAGUUCUAAUGGCCCUAUUAAUGGUCAGCCCAAUGGUAGUCAUAAAGAACCAGAGACUACAUGGGUCCACAAAUGCUUCCAGGGAAUAUUGACUAAUCAAACAAAAUGUCUGAGAUGUGAAACCGUCACUGAUAGAGAUGAAACAUUUCUUGACUUGAGCCUGGAUAUAGAACAAAAUAGUUCAAUCACCAGCUGUCUUAAAAACUUCAGCUCAACAGAAACUUUGAACGCCGAGGAUAAGUUCUUCUGUGACAAAUGCUGCAGUUUACAAGAAGCACAGAAAAGAAUGAAGAUAAAGAAACAGCCAAACAUCCUGGUAAUCCAUCUCAAGCGCUUCAAGUACAUCGAGCAGCUUGGGCGCUACAAAAAGCUGACAUACCGAGUUGUUUUCCCACUGGAGCUUAAACUCAUGAACACGGUCGACAACUCAGACUUGGAAUAUUCCCUCUUCGCUGUGCUAGUCCACGUCGGAAGUGGGCCAAACCAUGGCCACUACAUCAGCGUGGUAAAGAGCCACAACCACUGGUUGUUCUUCGACGAUGAGACUGUUGAGAUGACCGAUGAGUCCAUGGUACAGACAUUCUUCGGCUCGGCACAGGAGUUCAGUGGUAACACCGACAAUGGCUACAUACUCUUCUACGAAAGCGUCGCUAAAACAAGCUGA